GAGUCUCGUUCCCUCAGCUUCGUCAACUGCAACUGCUCUCAAUGCCAAUGGAAGAACAACCUCACUUCAGAGUUCCACUCUCUCUUCUCCUCUUCCUCUCUCUCUUCCUUCUUCCAACUUCCUUCUCUUCUACGCACGACCUUCAGAUCCUCAAUGCCGAACGCAGAAUUGAUUUGACUUCUCACAUCAUUAAGGUGUACUUGACAUUGAAGGUUGAAAAUUUGGGAACAUCCCCUGCUUCAGAAGUACAUCUUGCUUUUUCACCUGCUGAAGCGGAACAUCUUGCAAUAGUCAAAGCUGCAGCAACUUCUGGGAAACGGAAGAAGAAGACUUACAUCCCCCUUGAUGUUAAAUCUGCAGAGCUACCAGAUGGACCUAAUGGAACUAAAUUCUUCACCGUAACUUUGUUAACUUCACUAAAUAAAGGUGAAACUGCAACACUAGAGGUGCUUUACAUAUUGACACAUUCUCUGGAACCUUUCCCUGUAGAAAUAACUCAAUCAGAGUCACAGCUGGUCUAUUUCCGUGAUAGUGCUAUAUUGUUGUCUCCCUAUCAUGUCAAGGAACAGACAACUUUCAUUAAGACACCAAGCACUCGGGUAGAAUCAUUCACUGUGGUCGAUCCCGCUAAACGUGCUGGUACAGAGCUGAAAUAUGGACCUUAUGAAGAUCAACCCCCAUAUUCAUAUUCUCCUGUUCUGGUCCAUUUUGAAAAUAACAAUCCCUUCGCGGUAGUUGAGGAGCUAGAACGUGAAAUUGAAAUUUCUCACUGGGGAAAUGUACAGGUCACAGAGCGAUAUAGGCUGGUCCAUGCAGGUGCUCGACAUAAAGGCGCUUUUUCGAGGGUUGAAUAUCAAACUAGACCAGAUGCUACUGGUGUAUCUUCAUUCAAACAUCUUCUAGCAAAACUGCCCCCCAAGGUUCACUCUGUGUACUACAGAGAUGAAAUAGGAAAUGUUUCCACUUCAAACUUACGUACAGAUUAUCGGAAGUCAGAACUUGAAUUUCAACCUCGGUAUCCCCUGUUUGGAGGCUGGAAAUCAACCUUUGUUAUCGGUUAUGGGCUACCAUUGCAAGACUUCCUUUUUGAGUCACCAGAUGGUAGAAGAUACCUAAAUUUUACUUUUGGAUGUCCACUUACUCAGACAGUGGUUGACAAGUUGAUUUUAAAAGUUGUACUGCCAGAGGGAUCCAAAGAUCCCACAGCCGUGAUUCCUUUCCAAGUGGACCAACAUCUAGAGAUCAAAUAUUCAUAUCUUGAUGUGAUCGGAAGGACUGUUGUUGUUCUAGAAAAGAGUAAUGUAGUUCCUGAGCAUAACGUUCCUUUCCAGGUAUACUACACUUUCAACCCUAUAUUCAUGCUUGCCGAGCCAUUGAUGCUGUCGAUUGCAAUUUUCUUGUUUUUCGUGGCCUCGGUGUCAUACCUACACGCCGAUCUUUCCAUACGAAAAUGAUGAACAUCUCGCUAGUUUCAGAAAGUGACUGAGGAGAUCCAAAUUUUUUGGGGAGUAUGAGAAGGUCAUAUACCAUUAUUGUAUGCAUUAAGAGAACUAAUUGCAACUAUAGAUUUACUUGUUUGUACGAUCUUCCCCUGAAAGUUUGAUCACAUGCCAUUCAUCCAAAACUAGCAUUCAACCUCCCUUUGAGAAAAUUAUAGGGUAUGUUAGUUAGAUCUUAAAGGCACUACAUAAUGGUUAACAAACUUAGAGGAUCUUUCUUCUUAUGUAUUGAGAAACAUUUCAAGUUUGAAAAUGUGGUUUUGAAUGUCUCAUAUUACAUAGAUUAAACAAGUUAAUUCUCGCUUACAACAAGGAUUUUGAUUUAUUUA
Molecule: messenger RNA, 1828 nt
Organism: Arachis stenosperma
Lineage: Eukaryota; Viridiplantae; Streptophyta; Magnoliopsida; Fabales; Fabaceae
Product: dolichyl-diphosphooligosaccharide--protein glycosyltransferase subunit 1B
Exons: 9
Coding region: 42-1454 (470 amino acids)
Cellular component (GO): oligosaccharyltransferase complex; membrane
Source: RefSeq, a predicted model, not a curated record